Messenger RNA from Strongylus vulgaris, 1146 nucleotides. NCBI's taxonomy places the organism in Eukaryota, Metazoa, Nematoda, Chromadorea, Rhabditida, Strongylidae. The record is from the annotation of a GenBank genome assembly.
GUGAGGCGAACUUGCGAAACUCAAACAUCACCUGCCAUCCGUAGAGUGGGGGGAGGAUCUCGACGAGUUAUAGCGCAAAAUAUCGGUCCAGAGACGGGAAUAAUCAUGACGAGGACAGCUAGUCGUUCAUCUAACGGUACCAUGAAUGGCAUGCAACAGUCCUUUGAUAAAGUAGCUCAUGGAUUGAAUGAAAUGUAUCAAAGUUCAUUGGGAAGAUUUCAGUGGAUGUCGUUAGACGAUCAAAGCGAUACCCUGUCGAUAGGCGAGCGUUGUGAUUAUCGUGACUACAAUAACAGGGAUUUCGGCAGAUCUCCACGUCAAUUUCCUCCUUUUCCGACUAUGGGUACGGCAUCGACGAUGUCAACUGCUCCUUCAGCGGAUUCUAUCCCUCCUCGAUCCUCUAGAUCUUCAAGUCCACCGACUCAAAAACGUCAACUCUUCUCAACAAAUACGGGUCCCAAGAAGUCCACAAACACUGGUGGAUGGGCUAAGGAAGCCCCUAAACAGCCAUUAUCUGCACCAGAGAACAAACAGUUGAAAAAGGAUUCACCUACAAUUUUUAAGCUUAUCCAGGGUUAUAUGGGAGAUCGAAAGAGCAAAACACCGAUUGAUCAGCAAGCGCUGACCCUUUGUGAGCUUGGUCUUUCAAAGCAGGAAUGCGCCGAUGAGGCAGUCGCUCAACUAAUGCAACAACUUACUGAUAAUGAGCGACCAGACAGCGUUAGGCGCGGUUGGGAGUUGUUAGCAAUAUUUUUGAACUUUGUCCUACCAUCAGAAAAGCAAUCAGCCUUGUUAACGGAGUUUAUUGAUAGAAAUUCCGAGAAGCUUUUUGAUAGACCUGAGGUCGCUGUGUCCCAUUUUGCUCAACAAUGUGCAAAACGGAUGUCAAAAUCGCAACCUCGAGUGAAACCGACUCUUGCAGCUGUUCAGGAAGCAAGGGUUCAUAUUUUCAACCCUCCACAGUUUUCUGCCUCACUUUCCGAGCUUAUGGAAAUGCAAGCUGAACGUUUUGCUGAUCGUCGGUUACCGUGGAUUGAAACCACGCUUAUUGAACUGCUCUACGGGUCAGGCGCAACUAGGACGGAGGGAUUGUUCAGAGUACCAGCUGAUCCCGAUCAGCUGAUGACCGCCAAGGCUCGAUUGGAU